This is a messenger RNA of Erinaceus europaeus (western European hedgehog), 3144 nucleotides long. It is a transcript of the gene PARP10, whose product is annotated as poly(ADP-ribose) polymerase family member 10. Gene Ontology annotation, biological process: negative regulation of gene expression. Gene Ontology annotation, cellular component: cytoplasm; nucleus. Gene Ontology annotation, molecular function: NAD+ poly-ADP-ribosyltransferase activity; transcription corepressor activity. The transcript is spliced from 9 exons. Lineage: Eukaryota; Metazoa; Chordata; Mammalia; Eulipotyphla; Erinaceidae. The record is from RefSeq and is a predicted model, not a curated record. Bases 120 to 2885 code for a protein of 921 amino acids.
GAGGGUGGUAAAGGUGAACCUGGGGGCUGGAGGCUGUCCCAGAACCUGGGAGACCGUGGGGGAGGGGGGACUGUGGACCCAGGGGCGCCCAUCCACUCUGCUCUGGGCUCAGAGCCACCAUGCAGGAGGCAACAGCGAAGGCGGGGGCAGCCGUGGAGCUCAGUGGACUGCCCCCCGACGUCAGCGACGAGUUCCUCACCCUCUACUUUGAGAAUCAUCGACGCUCUGCCGGGGGCCCCGUGCUGAGUUGGCAGAGACUGGGCCACGGGGGCGUGCUCACCUUCCGGGAGCCUGCAGUCGCCGCAAGGGUCUUGGCUCAGGAAGAGCAUACACUGCAAGGCGCCCGGCUCAGCCUGCGGCCCUCACCCCCACUCGCCACGGACCGCCUGCUGCUCCAGGGUCUGCCCCCCGGCACUGCACCCCCUAACUUGGAACGCCACGUCCAGCUCCUGCUGCGUGCUGCAGGACUUCCUGAGAUGCCCUGCCAGGCCUUGGACAGCCCCCGGCCCGACCGGGCCCUGGUCCAGCUGCAGCAGCCCCUCUCCCAGGCAGAAGUCUGUGCCCUGAAGGAGCAAGCUGGAGUCUUGAGCCUGAAGGAGGGCGUCCCUGUGUCCCUGGCCCAGAUUCCCCAGACCCGGGCAGUGCGUGUGCUGGGGGGCUCCGCUGCAGUGGAGCCUCUGCUGCUGGAGCUGUACAUGGAGAAUGAGCGCCGCAGUGGUGGGGGUGCCCUGGAGGGCUGGCACAGCCUGCCAGGACACCUGGGCACUGUGGUCUCCUUCCAGCAGUGGCAGGUGGCUGAGCGGGUUCUGCAGAGGGAGCACUGCCUGCAGGGUGUGGAGCUCAGCCUGGUUCCCCACUAUGAUGUCCUGGAACCCGAGGAGCUGGCCAAGCUCACCAGUGAAGGGGAUCACCUGGUUGAGCCAGAAUCUAGGGUCACUGACCAUAUGCCCCCAGGGAAACCAAUAGAUGAUUCGAGGACUGAGACGGUAAACUCCAGUGUGUCUGUGGGGCAGUGUGAUGGGCCUACAGUAUCUCUGGGGCAGGCCGUGUCAACACAGACUCCAAAGCAGGUGAGGCCACUGAGCCCGGGGCCUAUGGGGUCUCCAGGCCCAGUGGGUUCAGUGGAGGCCAGCCUGGAGCCACCAGGACAGGAAGGCCUGGUGGAAAGGAUGCUGUGCAUGGAGCCAGGUGCCAUGCGCUUCAUGCAGCUAUUUCAUGGGGACUUCCUGGCCAGCCUGAGCGACGUGGCUGUCUUCCCAAUAGGAGGACCAGAGACAACAGGCUUUCGGCUCUAUGGAGCCCCAACCCCUUGCCAGGCGGCUGAGGAGUUCCUGCAGAGUCUGCUGGGCAGUAUCAGCUGCCAUGUGCUGCGCCUCCAGCACCCAGGCAGCGCUCGCUUCCUGCUGGGCCCGGAAGGGCAGCGCCUCCUGGAGAAGCUUGAGUCUCAGUUCCAGUGCGUGUUUGGGACGGAACGUUUGGCCAGGCUGGCACUGGAUACAGAGGCCAUAAAAGUGGACCCCAUGGAGGUCCUUCCGGAGCAUCCUGCCAGCAUGGACAAGAAGCAGCAGACCAUGAACCUGGAGGAGGUCCAAGAACUGCUGGCCAGCCUGGAGGGCCUGGAAAGGGAGGACUGGCAACCCCUGGAGCCAAGGGAGGAGGACCUUGAGGGGCAACCUGAGGAAGAGGACUCUGCAGGAUCUUUGGAGUCCUUGGCCCCCGGCACCAGGGUGUUUGGGCAGCUGGAGGAAGAGGCUGCACUACAGCUGGCCCUCCAUCGCUCCCUAGAGCCAUCGGUCUGGGCUGCAGAGCAGGAGGAGGCUGCUGCGCUGCAGCAAGCCCUGGCCCGUUCCCUGCUGGAGCCUUCCCUGAUGGAGAUGGACCAGGCUGAGGGUGCAUCAGCAGCCGAGGCCCAGCUGCUGGUGCACAUGGCCUUCGAGCAGGAUGUGGAAGAGUUGGACCGGGUGCUGGGCGCCGCCUUGGGGGAGCACCUCCUGGAGGAGACAGUGGAGCUCAGGGGCUGCCUACUGCCCUCAGAAUUGUGCACCCGCCUACAGCAAUGCCAUGGUGUGAGCCUGGCCCUGCAAGGUGACUCUGCUGUUCUCAGGGGCUUUGGAGCCCAACCCGCCCGGGCGGCCAGGCACUUGGCCACACUACUGGCUGCACCCCAGGGCCAGGACUGGGUGUCUUCCCUGGUCCCAGUCCCCAUGGGUGAGCCUGCAGCCCAGGAUGGAGGAGGAGGGGCACAGUGGAACUCUGGGCUGGCGCAGAGACUGAAGGACCCAGCGGGCAAGUUGGAGUGCCUAGCAGAGAGCAGCAGUGAGUUCCAGGAAGUGGUGCGUGCCUUCUGCCAUACUCUGGAUGCUGCCUACAGCAGGAUCCGAGUGGUCAAGGUGGAGCGCGUGUGGCACCCGUUGCUGCAGCACCAGUAUGAGCUGCAUCGCGAACAGCUGGAGCAGCGCUGUGAGCGGCGGCCGGUGGAGCGCGUCCUGUACCACGGCACCUCUAGGCCUGCGGUGCAGGACAUCUGCUUGCACGGCUUCAACCGCAGCUUCUGCGGCCGCAACGGCACCUUGUAUGGGCAGGGUGUGUACUUCGCCCUACGCGCUUCCCUGUCGGUGCAGGACCGCUACUCGCCCCCGGACGCCCACGGCCACAAGGCGGUGUUCGUGGCGCGGGUGCUGACCGGCGACUACGCGCAGGGCCACCGCGGGCUGCGUGCGCCUCCUGUGCGCGCCUCUGGCGACUCGCCGCUGCGCUACGACAGCGCGGUGGACUGCCUGCGCCAGCCCAGCAUCUUUAUCAUCUUCCACGACACCCAGGCGCUGCCCACCCACCUCAUCACCUGCGAGCGCCUGGCCUCGCCAACCGAAGCCAAUGCCUCGUAGCGCUUGGGCCAAGCCUCCGGACACCUGACCCUGGAGUCCCCAAGUCCUCCUAUAUCGUGGCGCAUGUCUACCGCCCCCUGGUGUUGCCCUGCCUCCUGCUACAAUGAGGGGACAGGCGGUGCAGACUCGGGGUACGGAACGGAAGUGUCCCCUCUUGGGCCGGCCCCAUUAGCAGGGGUCAGCAGAGCCCAGGAGGAGGAGGACACCCACCCCCACCCCUGCCUCAGACUCAGCCGUUUAAAUAAACUUGCUUGCUGAA